Carassius auratus (goldfish) is the source of this 2484-nucleotide messenger RNA. It is a transcript of the gene swi5, whose product is annotated as SWI5 homologous recombination repair protein. Bases 147 to 572 code for a protein of 141 amino acids. Gene Ontology annotation, cellular component: Swi5-Swi2 complex; Swi5-Sfr1 complex. The record is from RefSeq and is a predicted model, not a curated record. Lineage: Eukaryota; Metazoa; Chordata; Actinopteri; Cypriniformes; Cyprinidae. The transcript is spliced from 5 exons. Gene Ontology annotation, biological process: double-strand break repair via homologous recombination.
UUUAUUCGUCAGACUCAAACGGAAAGCGACUUUAUUCAGGCUCACACGCGUCUCAUUAAACGUUCAGAGCUCGCGUAAAUCAGAUGUCCGUUCAUUAAAAUCGUAUCAUCUCCGAGUCUGAACACUAAACGUGAUUUUGUGAAGAAAUGAACGCGACAGCAGAUCUAGAAAUGAACGCUAAAUCCGUUGUUGACGAUCCGCACGUCAAAGUCACGCCACGACGAGGGGGCGUGUCCUUAAGAAGAAGACCUCCAGAUUCCAGAUGUAACGCCAGGAGCGUCAAUUCAGGUUUUAAAUCUCCAGUUCAGAAGCCUAAUAUGGAGAAAUCUCCAGUGUGCCCUGAGGAAGAGGUCAAAGAGCUCAAGAAAACACUUGAUCGGCUGAAUUCAGAGAUCGCCUUGUUGGAACAAGAAGGAUUUGUUGUACAAGAGCUGGAUCAACACAUAGACCUUCUGCACGAAUACAAUGACAUCAAAGACAUCACACAAACUCUGCUGGGCAGAUUAGCUGGCUUGCGUGGAGUGACCACACGAGACUUGUAUAGUCACUUCGGCCUCGAGCUGGACGACUGAGCUUCAUGAGAAGAGAUCGAGUAACUGCAAGGCAUCUGAAUCUGAAUUACUUUUAUGUCUUUGCAGCAAAUAAGCCAGUUAGUGUUGUUUUCUUCAUACUGUUGUGAUAGAUGAGACAAAUUUAGAAGUUUCGGUACAAUUAACAUAAAAAUGUACUCACCCUCAGGACAUCUAUGCAGUAGAUGAGUUGUUUCUUCAUCGGAACAGAUUUGGAGAAAUGUAGCAUUGCAUCACUUACUCACCAGUGGAUCCUCUGCAGUGAAUGGGUGCCGUCAGAAUGAGAGUCCAAACAGCUGAUAAAACACCACAAUAAUCCACAACACACCAGUCUAUCAUUUAACAUUGUGUGAAAACCUGCGUUUAAAAUGCAAUAAGAUGUUUUUAACUUCAAAGCAUUGUUUUCUGGUUAAAAUACCAGUCCUUAAUCCAUAACAUUGCUUUCUCCAGUGAAAAAGUUGUCUCAUCUGAAUCAGUCUGGAGAGAAAUAUGCACAGAUCACCUUUUACAAGCAAAAAACUGUUCAAAAGAAAUAUUCAAGUGGAUUUUGCCAACAUAGAAUGGACUUUUUACCUCGAGGAAGCAUUAUUAUGGAUAAUAAAAAUCAUAUUUUGGCCAGUUUAAAGUUCUUAAUGAUUGAUUUGUUUCUAACAAACAUGCAGCUUUUAACUUCUGACGGCACCCAUUCACUGCAGAGGAUCCACUUUAGUAAGUGAUGUAAUGCUACAUUUCUCCAAAUCUGUUCUCGUGAAGACUCAUCUGCAUUUUGAUGGCUUGAGGAUGAGUACAUUUUAGCCUGAACUAUUCCUUUAACUCUGAAUAAAUGAUACGUAUAAACCUUCAAAGAAAUGAAAAGGCUUCUGUCAACAUUUUUAGAAGACUUGCCUCAGAGUUUAUCUAAGCUCCUGCAAUGGACACCGUUUUCCUCACAUUGUGUUUGUCCCAAAAACAAGGUGUUAUUGUUCGUGAGAGAUUGUGUAUCAAAAACCUGUCUACCAUCCAAAUCUGAUGAAUUAAAGGAAUAGUUCACCCAAAAAUGACAUUUCUGACUUGAACUUGACUUUCAUGUUGUUUCAGAAUCUGUAUGAUUGACUUUCUUAUUGGAACCCGAGAUGAAACUUUGAAGAAUAUCCACAUAACUCUUAUUUAAACUUUAACAGUCCAUACACAUUGUAUGUCAAAGAGCAGCAUGGACAUUCUUCAAAACAUCUAAUUUUGUGUUCCACUGAAGAACGCCGGUCAUUAAAGUUUGUAACAGUUUAUAUAGUAAUACAGUGUUUGUUUAUGGGUGAACGAUUCCUUCAGACAAGACCUAUGGCAAAUCAAUUGAACAAUGUAUUCCUGUUGAUUUCCAAUUUCAGUGUGUUAUUGUGUAAUCACAUGAAAUCAACAUAUAUAUGCAAUUUUUGAGUGAUUGAUCAAAUGUUUUGUGUUACAAAAACUGAUCCAACUAUGUUAAAGUUGAACUAAAUACACUUUAUGAAAGUUAUGAUCAUGAAUUAUGUUGUAAGUUGUAAAAUAUUAUCUAACAUGAUAUUCAAGGUGAAGUGGAAAGAUGAAAUGAAUGAACCAGAAAAUAUUGUGAUUAGUAUAAAAGAGCAUGAAUAGAUUCAUUUAAAAGUAAUUUGAGGCAUUUGUGACGUCAGUGAGUGUCAGGGCUGGUAAUUACAUGUAGAUGAAAGAUUGUUUGGUUUUUAAGGUAAAGUAAUUGGUACUGGCUGUGCAUAAUAAAAACAAAAACACAUUAAUAAAGGAAAAUAUGGUAAAUCUGAUUUUGCAUCUAUAGAUAGAUAAUAAUCCGGACAUUUUUCCAAAGCAAUUUUGAUGAGCAUUGUCUGAACGUUUCCGGAAGACCUAUUCAUUCAUUUUAAAUAAAUAGAUAAUCCUUGUCUCCAUGUCAUUUCAAUGCAUUAAU